UCUCACUGUAACUCAGUUGAACUCACACCUCCUGCCAUCAUGUCCUACAACUGCUGCUCUGGAAACUUCUCCUCCCGUUCUUUUGGAGGCUACUUGCAAUCACCAACCACUUCCUGUGGCUCUUCCUACCCCAGCAACCUGGUCCUCGGCACUAACCUCUGUUCUCCCAGCGCCUGCCAGCUGGGCUCCUCUCUCUACAGUGGCUGUCAGGAGACCCGCUGUGAGCCCACCAGCUGCGAGACGUCCUGUGUGGUGUCCAGCCCCUGCCAGACAUCCUGUGUGGUCCCCAGUCCCUGCCAGACAUCCUGCUAUCGCCCAAGGACCUCCACAAUCUGCAGUCCUUGCCAGCCAAUUUAUUCCGGAUCUCUGGGCUUUGGGUCCAGCAGCUGUCGCUCCCUGGACUAUGGAUCAAGGAGCUGCUAUUCCCUGGGCUGUGGACCCAGUGGCUUCCAACCUCUGGGCUAUGGAGUGUGUGGCUUCCCGUCCCUGGGCUAUGGAUCCAGAUUCUGCCGCCCAACCUAUCUGGCUUCUAGGAGCUGCCAGUCCUCUUGUUACAGACCAGCCUGCGGAUCUGGCUUCUAUAGAUCAAUUUGCUAA
Molecule: messenger RNA, 597 nt
Organism: Tupaia belangeri chinensis (Chinese tree shrew)
Lineage: Eukaryota; Metazoa; Chordata; Mammalia; Scandentia; Tupaiidae
Product: keratin-associated protein 13-1
Exons: 1
Coding region: 40-597 (185 amino acids)
Cellular component (GO): keratin filament
Molecular function (GO): structural molecule activity
Source: RefSeq, a predicted model, not a curated record